AUGGCUGGCCUAUCCCGUCGCAAAAUGGCUCCACUCGCACUACUCCUCCUUGUGCUUCUCGGCCCAGGUAUCACCACCCCUGUAUUCGCAGCACCAACCAAUCCUCCAACAACGCAUUUAUGCAGCGAGGCUAUAAAUGGCCUAGUCGGCGUCAUCGUGGCUGUGACGAUGAUCCUGACCACGUUCGCUAAAUCGCCCAGUCUACGCAGAACCCUCAUAAUAUUCCACCGCCCGGAAGUACUACUAGCUGGCAAUUGCGAUCAAAUUUCCGCCAGACCUGGGGCUAUUGUUGAUCUACUUCCUUUGACUGUUUUCGAGAAUUGA
Molecule: messenger RNA, 324 nt
Organism: Parastagonospora nodorum SN15
Lineage: Eukaryota; Fungi; Ascomycota; Dothideomycetes; Pleosporales; Phaeosphaeriaceae
Exons: 2
Coding region: 1-324 (107 amino acids)
Source: RefSeq, a predicted model, not a curated record